Molecule: messenger RNA, 1755 nt
Organism: Podarcis lilfordi (Lilford's wall lizard)
Lineage: Eukaryota; Metazoa; Chordata; Lepidosauria; Squamata; Lacertidae
Source: the annotation of a GenBank genome assembly
AUGCUGAAACGAAAGAGGAAAAGAAGUGAAAAUGUUCAGAAUGCUCCUUGCUCUGCAACAGUAGAACAGGCCAGCUGUCAUCCUGGCACUCAUGCAAAAACAACUGUUGUGAAAAUAGCAGCGCAAAGAAAACAAUGUCCUCCUAACAUUAAGAAGACUCGCUCCACAGUUUGCCCACACACUACAAAAGCACCAGAAGACAACUGCAGGGGGGAAACUGCAUCCAAACUAAAUGAUCAGACCUCCAUAUUCAGUGGUGGUGAAGAGAAAGAUAAGGCUGGCAGCAGUAACAGAACUGAAAAAUCAAGAAAAGCUAGCAGGAAAAGACCACAUGACAAAUGUGUGUCGAAGGCUCAAGUAAAGCAUCGCAAAGCUCUCUCCAAAAAAACAGAUGUUGAACCUUUACAUCAGAAGUCCUACCAACAUGAUAAGCUGGAGUGUGGAACGAUAAUAGUAGGAGCCCUAAAAAGAACACUGGUGGGGACUGUAAAUGUUUCUUUCAAGGCUAUCAAGAUAAACCUGGAAAAGGGCCCUAGGGGUAUUCGUUUAAAGGCAGCUGAAAUUACCAAGUGGACAUAUGGAUUUGCACGCAACCAAUUUGUAUCUUUCCUGCGAACUACAGCUGCUGCCUAUAAAAAACUGGAAUCCCAAAUGAAGGGGAACAGGAAGAAAGCUAAUGUCAGGAAAUGCCGUAAUGCCACAAAUCCUAAAGAACGAGAAAUCAUUUUAAUUGUUGAUUUCUGCUAUGAUCCUGAUACAUAUUCAAUAAUUGAAGCAAUGAUCACUAAUAUUGGUGAUACGAACAACAUUCCUGAUUUCUGUGUGAAAAUGACAUCUAAAAAAGCAAAUAGUGUGCUUGAGGCCUUUCAAAUACCCCUUGAAGACACCUCUAGAGAAAACAAAACAAAACAUAUUCUGCAGCUGCAGAAUAAAACACAGUCCCAGGUCCUUGGUGACAGUGAUGAAUCUGAGUCAGACUCUACACAGAGAAUCGUUUAUCCCCCACCUCCUGCAAUGGGAGGUAUUGCUGUGACCAAUAAGGAUCUUCAGUGCUUAGAUGAAGGGGAAUAUUUAAACGACGCAAUCAUUGAUUUUUAUUUGAAAUAUCUGGUGCUUGAAAAAUUGAAAAAAGAAGAUGCUGAAAGAACUCAUGUGUUCAGUUGCUUUUUUUACACAUUCCUUAGUGAGAAGGAGAGUAGAAAUUUUCCAGAGACCUCACAACUCACAAUUGAGCAGCAAUGGCAAAGGCGAGUGAAAGGAUGGACACAAGAUGUUGAUAUCUUUGAAAAAGAUUUUGUUUUUGUUCCCAUCAAUGAAGAUGAACAUUGGGUCUUAGCUGUUAUCUGUUUCCCAGGCUUAAUGCAGCCUGUAUACGAGCGCAAUCCAUACUCUAAGAAAGUUAAAUUUUCUGCUAUUUGCAAACAGCCUUGUAUUCUGCUCAUGAAUUCAUUUAGGGGCCCCUUCCCAUCACAUAUUUUCCAAAUACUUCAGGAAUGGCUGGAGUUAGAGUGGGAAGUCAGGAGAGGUACCAAAAGAAGUUUCUCUGAACAUGUUGUGAGAUGUUUAUACCUGGAAGUGCCACAACAAAACAACAAUAGCGAUUGUGGAAUUUAUGUGCUACAAUAUGCGGAGAGCUUUUUUGAGACUCCCAUUCUAAGCUUCGACACACCAAUGAAUUUAACAGACUGGUUUCCUGACUCAAGAGUGGAAAAUAAGCGAGAAGAAAUACGAAACUUAAUCCUCAGUCUGCAAUAG